Arctia plantaginis is the source of this 1803-nucleotide messenger RNA. The record is from the annotation of a GenBank genome assembly. Lineage: Eukaryota; Metazoa; Arthropoda; Insecta; Lepidoptera; Erebidae.
AUGCAUUUCGAACCAUUUGUGGUCACGUUUGUAACGGGUUUUCUCUUACAAAGAGCUACAGGGGAUGUUCCAACUUUCCGGAUUUUGGCACCGCCGUUUGUGUGUCCUAAAGACAAAAAUGCUAUUAUCGAUCACCCCGACAACACCGUCAUAACUUUACAGACAGAUGCAGUGUCAAACAUGAAAUUCACCUGGACUGUGCGUUGGGAACCGUUGGUCGCUCCCAUACAACGUUUUGUACUCGCCCUCUGGCGAACUGUGCACAAACUAGAGAAAAAACUCAAUAGUCUUCAAGCUGAGCCCGGUGUCUAUGUCAUUGAUAAUAGUGAAUUACUAAGCGGAGUAAACUACAUUUUCAACGUGACUGCCUCGUUCCCUGACUCCGACGAAGUUAUGGAUAAGUCUUUUAAUAUCGAUAACAUUCAGGGUAAUCAGAAAUUUCUCAUAGAAGGACGAUCAAACAUGUUUUCUGUAGUCCUGGUUGGUGGACAGAUGACUUAUACGGAUUUAGAUUACAUGCUGGAAGCUCAAAUCACAACAUGCUUUAAAACGCAAGAUUAUUAUUUCAUGUGGUCGGUUACGAGUGAAGACAGUAGUGUGGACAUAUCAGAUGUUAAAGGCUCGAGAUUGGAAAUCAAUGCAUACAGCUUGACGCCUGGCCUCGCCUACAACAUUCUAUGCAAGGUGUUUAAGCAUUCUAAUGGGGAAUUCAUUACCGAGACAACCCUUCCAUUUCGAGUUCUUCACCGCGAGGUAAACGUGAACUUCAACAUCGAUGUACUUGUAAUAUCUAUUGGCAAAGCGUUCACUAUACAAACCGAUCUUAAAAAUAUUGAUUAUUUACAAAAUGAGCUUGAAGUUGAUCUGAUACCAAAAGUAAUUAAUGAAGGAAACAUUGUUAAUCUAAAUGCUAACAUCAGUAAUGUGACUCCUGGCUGCAGUGUAAUUUGGUGUUUUAUGCACGAUGAAAGCAUUGUUCCAACGAAUACAUAUGAAUCGAAUAUUUGUACCGAAAAUGAGCACGGAAUUCCAAUUUCCGAUCCGAUAAACUUUUAUUCAUUUGAAGAGAACUUUUUAAGCGAGUUGACGGAUUACUCUAAUGAGACAAGAUGGAAGUCAGUAGAGGCAAAUUUACAAGCCGCUACAGGUACAUCACGCGUUGUUGUUAAAUGUGAAUGUAACGAGAUCGACAACUGUACCACUAAGGGUACUGUAUACGCUGAUGUUAAAUUGAUUGUCAACGAAAAACCAGAUGCCGGCCAUGUACUUAUUGCACCUGAAACUGGCACAGCUAUGGAGACAAUGUUCCGAAUUAGUACUCUCGCUGUGGUGAAUCUCAAUCGUCCGUUGCGAUAUACGUUUUAUUGCGACCUGGCAAUUAAUGAGUCCCUUACUUUAGGGACAUACCAGGAACAUUUAGCAAUUGAAACCCUGCUACCUUAUAAAGAUGGUGGAACUUCAAUAUGGGUAGAAGUAUGUGACUCGUUGCGAGCUUGUGCUUUUGGUCCACCGAGACUGAUCCAUCUGGCACCAGGUGAUGCUCGAACACUCGACGCAUUGAUAGAGGACUUGCAGGCGCUUGUGCUGCGCUGUGAAAUCGGAUUGCUAAAACGUUUGGUGUCAUCUGCUAUUAUUACUUAUAUUAAUGCAGACCAAACAGACGCAAAUGUGAAAUUUACGACAGCUCUUUUAAAAAACCUUCAAGACGUCGAUCAAAAUUGUACUGAACGGCAUAACGACCGGUAUAUUUCUUUAUUGUAUUGGCUGGCUAACGUUGGAAUAGAUACGACUGGUUUAGAGUAA